AUAAUAUGUUACAUGUCGGUUAUUUUCAUGGUUGACUUUAUUUGUCAAAAGUCAACAUUUACAAAUACAGCAAACAAACGAUCUUCUAAUGGGAAGAGAAUUUCAUCAAAACAAUGAAGUUUUUCAUCUUCUUAUCUGUAAUAUUUUUCUCUAUGGAGUAACUUCUCUUCAUUUGGGUUUGAGGAACCUUAGUCAUCUUUAUUUGACUUGAUAAUUGUAUAACUACUUUAACUUGUUAAACUUGAGUUCAUAUCUUUGUAUAUUUUCAGGAUCAAUUCUGAUCAAUUAUGCUCUAAUUAAGCCUAUUUAUUUCUACUGUGACCUAUGAGAGAGAAUAGUUGAUAAGGUUAAUAGAGCAAAAUUGAUUGGAAGUAGAUGAUCGAUUGUGUGUUAGGGAGUCGAUCAAUUGAUUUGUAUUGAGUGAGAAUUUUACCCAAUAGAGGGAGUCUGGUGUGAUUGUCUUGAUAUUAUGUCGUAUUUAAAGAUACUGUCCCUCUAAACAGUAUAUUCAAGAGGGUCAUGUCUACUUAGUCGAGAUUCCAGGCUUGUUGAGAUUUUUCCGCAUUAUGAAUGGAGAGUGAGAUUCAACGAAAAAAAAAGAAAUAAGUUAGAGAAUCAUCAAUCGUUAAUCCGACUAGUGUUUGGAGGAAUCAUACCUUAGUCAGCCUCCAACCUUGUAAUUUGUAGUUUAACCUUUCAUGUAGUUAUUUUAGUUGUUUAACCUGAAAUGGAAUGUUCUAAAUAAUAAAGUCAAACUGAGUAAUAAUAUAUAUAGAGAAUCGUGAGUUCGAUAUUUUUUCCUUGUCCCACAAUAUUGUGGUAUCUUUCACUAGUUUCACUUGAUCUUUGUUUUAUUUUUCACCCUUGCGAGUGUUUUUGUUUUUAUUUGUCCACGUUUGAAUCAUAAAUCCCAAUGGUUUCUCCGACAUGUGAAGGUAUUAACCAACAUCCAAUUGGUGUUACCUGAAUCCUUCAUGGGACAACCAAGCCGGAGAAGGCCUCAGUGUUGAAACCGUUGGAUCAACGGGGUGAUUUUGUUCUUCUUUUGGCAAGAACGUGCCAGUUUGAGAUCUUCUUGGGCCUUAACCUCGCCAUAAUGCUCAUCACUCAGAUUCGAGUUCCAUACCAACCAUCCUUCCAUGAGAAACAACGACACCCUUGGGAGAUUCAAAUGUUUCUUCAUAUCAAGAAGACUUUAUUCCACAACUCGAGGGGCAUCCAAGUUGGAGUUAGUCAUGAUGACCCUCAUGGCCAAUUCGGUCGAGUCGUGCUACAUUCCACAACCGAAAACUAAGAGUCAAGAACUUGCUAUGGAUGAGUUCAUUCAUGAUGGUGAAAGAGCAUUGCUCCAAUGCGACCUUAGAACGCACCACUUGGUCUGAUCCACUUGGUCCGGCUCGACCAGACCCUCAUCAAACCAUGACCAUAAAACCAUAAUAAGAUUGUACCGGUUGAAUCCCCAGCUACAUACAAUUCAACUGAUAUUAUGAUAUGGUGUAACAAACACCAAUAUCAAAUUCAUCGAAUGUUGCAAAACAUAUAUGGCCACACCCACCAAAAACACAGCUAGGUAUGCAGGGACUAUGCAGGAUAAAAUGCGAACAAGAAUGAGUGGGCAGAUUACAACUUAGUUAUACGUACACCUCAUAAGGUGAAUUCAAUAAUUAGAACACCUUUCCACUGCUUGCUUGCUUGCUGGCUGGCAUCUGUAACCAUCCAUGUACACCGUUUUGUCUAGUGGAGGGUCCAUAGCUAGUCUGUAGUAUUUGUGCGUAUAUCCAAAAUACAUACCGGCAGGUGGAGGCACAAAAUUAAAGGUAUACAUUGUCGUAAAUCAGUUGUUACCUGGUUUAUUCCUAAUAAAUCGAGUUGUUCGGAGAAUGUUAUAUUGGAUCUUAUAUUACUCUCUAAUACGCUCCAUGGUUUAUUCCUAAUAACAUGAGUUGUUGGGAGAAUGUUAUGUUGGAUCGUGUAUCACUCUCUAACAUGCCCCCUCAGAUUCGAACACAUGAUCACUUGGCCAAACCAGCUCUAAUACCAUGUCAUAAACCAAUUACUCCCAAUAACUCUAGUUGUUAGGAGAAAAUUAUGUUGGAUUUUAUAUCACUCUCAUACACACAUGACAUAAGCCUUAUUUCUUGGUCCGAAUGUACUGAUAGGCUGGAUACUUAUAUCCCUGCAAAUAUCGACGGCAAUUCCACGGUACCUUGUCCCUCUUCUUAUGCUCAAUUAUGUGCAAACCAUAUCCAACUCUAUGUAAUAUGUAUGCAUGUCAUUAGGCUUGUAUUUAUAAGGAUACUUAUAUGAUCCCACAGUCUCACUGGCAAUUCCACCCUACUUGUGUCCCUCUUCUUAUACCUAUAUCUCCAUUAUCUCCGACUCUUAAGUAUGUUAUUAGGCUUGCAUUACUUACAUGACAGGGAUGUAUAGAUAUAGCAUAUAUACGAGUCUUCUUCCGGUUGAUAAACUGCUGAACAUUUGUCUUAUAAUCCUCAUGUUGAGGGGCGGAGCUACAUGUAACCUAGGGUGGGCCCGCCCCCAGAAUUUUAAGGAUAUUUAGUAUAAAUUUUAUAAGUAGACUUGUUAUGUAAAUCUUGUUGUGUAAUAGUCAUGUGGUUUAAUGGUAGCCAAGUUUGACUUAAAGUUUUAAAUCAUAUAUAUGGGUUCGAUCCACUUUGGCCAUCAACAUUUUGUUUAAUUAUUUUCGACCCCACAGUCUCGAAAUCCUGGCUCCGCCCCUUGAUCAUUCUGACUCAUCUCGUUUAUGAACAAGAAAUUGAUGAAUUUUAUGUGAAAUCAUUUGCUCAGUACACCUCCAUAGAUUCAUUUAAUCAUCAUGAUAAAGAUAAAACUUACGAGUAAACAUGUGUUGAUUGUCUGUAAUUCUAAACUAUAUAAUUAGUAUAGGGGGGGAAAAUGCAUGCAUAUGAUCAUUGUAUAUUUCUCAUAUUUUUUAGUACACUGUAGAGAAGCCCAUAUAUAACUUUGUAGGUAUGUAAUAUUGAACGAUAACAAAACGUUGUGGUUUAAUUAUGUACUACGUUUAGAUAGACAAAAAGUACAUAUUCCACCGGUUAAGCUGACAAACUUUUGAAUUUGGCUCCUCUAAUGUUCUGAGGUAGACAAUAUAGAAUAAAUAUUAGUGGCGAAUUUAGGAUUUCAAACGAGAAAUGACGAUAAAAAAGUUGCAAUUUUGAGAGUUAAAUCUUGAUUUUGGAGGAACGGCAGGUUAAGAGAGAGCACGUAUCUCGCUACUUAAUGUUCCCCAACAUAUGAAAACAUACGUUAUGAUCUUAAAACUCAGAGUCUUUUUUUUUCGUUGAGUUGAACUCAAAGUCUUUCUGUGGAAAAGCUUACCUACCAUAAUAAUAUUCUCAUUUUUCUAUACAUGUCAACUGAUCACUCAACAAAAUCAGUCUUGCCCCCCACAAAAGAUAUAAUCUGAAGUUGAAGAACCCUAAAAUUGCAGGAGCUGAAGGAAACAGAUGGAUUAUGGAACACAAACGUUUGUUCCGUAGAAUAGAAGUUUGGGCUUUCUUACUUCAAUUAAUGUUCCGGAAACGUUUUUCUCAGAAUAAUUGGGCUUCUCAAGUUGAACGCCCAAAGUUGCUUCAAGUCAACCAACGGGCCCAAAGAACUAAUGACAAACAAACUCAUUCCCAACCAAAUUCGAACGAAUUUUGAAGGGAAAAAAUCAAACGAUAUUAUCUUUCGAUGGGUUUUCUCGAAUUCGACAAAGAAGAUAUGAGUUUUGUGCAGUUUUGGUAUUUUAACGUAUCUACACUGAACCCACCCGAAUAUGUGUUAUAACUAUGUUCUGAUUCAUUCACUUUAACACUUCCAUCAUCCAUGUCGCUAAAACAUAAUAAUUAUCUCAUAGAUCUCAAUUCUAGUUCCUUUUCUCUUAGUUUUGCCAACAAUUUGACAAAAAAAUUCAUUUUACAUUGAAGUUCGAAGAAAAUUUUAAUAUAGAAAAAUUUGCACAAGAAUGGUGUGGGUGGGUUUUCACAGAACCGUAUACCGGUUGGUUUUUGCAUGACGUAUUACAUCACAAAAUUUUGAUUGCAGGGAUGAUUAAGAUUUUACAAUUUUGGUUUGGGGAUUAUAUACAUGAAAACCGGUCCCACCCGACCCCGUUUUCAUCCCUAGUAAAGUUGAACAUUGAUGGCAUCCUCAAAGAUUCAUUUCAUAGAGAGGAUGAAUAGUUAGCUUCUAGGGGAUGUUAAUGAGUCAAGCUAUUCAAGAGCGGCUCGACGUUCGAUCGAUAAAAACUUGUUCGAUUAAGAAAAUGCUCGACUCAUCUAUUAAUGAGUCCAUGUUGAAUUAAGUUUUGUUCAACUUGCGAGGCUCGUGAGCCAGCUCGACUUAGGUGGCUUAUUGAGCUAAACUUGUGAAAUCUUUUGGUUUUUAGCUCAUGAGAUAUCUCCACAUUGUGAUUACUGAUUACUGAGCCAACUCGAAUACCUUAUAAGAAAAUCAGUCUAUAUCUUAUGAGAUCAGUUAAUCACAUGUAUCAUAUAUGACAUUUAGGGGUCGUUUGGAAGUUGGGAUUCUUUAAAUUGAUGAAUUCAAUCAAUGUAUGUAUUCUAAAUUGAUGUUUUGUUUGAAUGAUUGUAUUUAAAAAAUCCAUUGUUUGGAGGUGUACAGUGACGGACCCAGAAAUUUUUUAUAGGGGUGUCCUCUUUUAAAAAAUAAAUUAAAUAAAAAUAA
Messenger RNA from Linum trigynum, 4710 nucleotides. The record is from the annotation of a GenBank genome assembly. Lineage: Eukaryota; Viridiplantae; Streptophyta; Magnoliopsida; Malpighiales; Linaceae.